Closterium sp. Yama58-4 is the source of this 1194-nucleotide messenger RNA. The record is from the annotation of a GenBank genome assembly. Lineage: Eukaryota; Viridiplantae; Streptophyta; Zygnematophyceae; Desmidiales; Closteriaceae.
AUGUACAUCACUCUCUACUUCAUCGUCACCCGCCUCCCUGACUCUCUUCGCGCAGUCAGGGACCACUUUCUCGCCCUUGACCCCACAGACCUCACUGUCGACCUGCUCGAGAAGCACCUCCUUGCAGCUGAGACCAGCAUAGUUGCUGUAGGUGCUUCUCGUGGCACUCCUCGCACUCCCCUCUUUGAGGGGUGUUCCCCCUCCCCCCUUGCCCCCUCUGUCGCUUCUGCUGCUGCUGUUGACUUCCUUGGUGCUGAAGACGUCGGGGCUGCCCCUAGUGGGAAGUGCUGCAGCGGCAAGGGCAAGGGAGGCAAGGGUGGUGGGGGUGGCGACAGUGGCGGCGGUGGUGGAGGUAGUGGAGAUGGUGGUGGUGGCGGUAGUGGUGGUGGGAGUGGUGGUGGGGGUGGAGGCGUUGGUGGCGGCGGUGGUGGUAGCAGUGGGAGUGAUGGCGGUGGUGGUGGCAGCAGUGGAAGUGGUGGCGGCGGAAGUGGUGGCGGUCGGGGUGGAGCGGUCCAGAGGGGAGGUUCUGGCGGUGGCCAGAGGCAGCAGCAGCAGCGUUCCCGCGAGACCCUAACGCGCCAGCAGCUUCGUGAGUGGUUUGCUCAGCGUGGGGCGUCUGAAGGUAGUGUUCGCUGCCCGUACGUCAUUCGCACAGGUAACCACGCUGGUCAGACAUGCGGGAAGUAUCACACACAGCAACGCUGCUUCUUCCGCCUUGACGACGCUUGGCGCACAAAGUUUGGCGACGAGGCAGAGCUUCCCAGCUGGCUAGAGCUGCUUAGGUCUGGUGUUGAUAUAUUUGCUCUUGACUAUGACGCUAUCCUUGCUGCCAUGUAUGCUUUGACUGUUAGUGCUGAGGGUGACUGUUACCUGUGUGUGCCGCCCGACCCAGGUAUAGAGGCUGCUGCUCUAGGUGCUAGUGAGUCUGCUCUCUCUGGUACUGCGCCUGCUGAGGCCUUGCACACCUUCACGCUUGACUCAGGUGCUUCCCGCUGUUUCUUUCGCGACAGUACCACAGUCACACCACUCCACGCAUCUGUUGCAGUCUCACUGGUUGACCCCUCUGGGGGUUGCACGUUCCUCCACUGUUCUCCCGUGUCCGGCGGUUCCGUCUGGCUCACUGUCAGAUCACCACCUCCCCUCGUUCUCGAUAAACUUGGUGAGCAACGCAGUCCUUCAGGAUGCAUGGGUUGA